AUUGGAUAACACUGUGAAAAUUUGUGGCAUAAUUAGAAAUUAAUAAAAUUAUCAAUUAAAAUUAAACAAAAAUGUUUAAAUUAAUCACGCAACAAAUGCGUCAAGUAACGCAAACUGUGGUGCGUAGACAAAUGAGGACAACGCCAGCCGUUUUAACCACCAAACAGACACCGGAUCAAUUAAUCGAUGUUACCAAGGCCUUGCAAGGUUGGGAUAGCAAAUUGCAAGAGGCAGGCGUAGGAGAUAUAGAAUUCAAUUUAAAAUGUUUGGUGGCUCAUGUGUUAAAAAGAAAAUUUAACACUUUGCCCAGUUACAACAAUGUCCAGUUCAAUGGCGAACAACUGAAAGAAUUUGAGAGAUUAUGCGAAGCCCGCUGUGCCCGUAUGCCUUUGCAGCAUAUUCUAGGUGAAUGGGAUUUCAUGGAUAUUACCUUAAAAACUGCCCCCACUGUGUUCAUACCUCGACCAGAGACAGAAGAGUUUGUGGCCAAAGUUAUUGAUGUUUAUCGCAAGGUUCAGGAGCCCAUUGACAUGCUGGAAGUAGGCUGUGGUUCGGGUGCCAUGUCUUUGGCCGUUUUACACGCCUUACCCAAUGUUAAGAGUACGGGUGUGGAACGCAGCAAAGCUGCUACGGCUUUAGCUUGGGAAAAUGCUAAACUAUUGAAAUUAGAUGAUCGUUUUAAGAUUUUCAAUCAUACCACAGCAGAAAAUGAUUAUUUGCCCAAAGAGUUGGAGGGACGUAAAUUUGAUCUCAUCAUUUCCAAUCCUCCUUAUGUGAAAACAGAAGAAUUUGCUUUACUGCAGCCAGAAGUGAAAUUAUACGAAAACCUCAAUGCUUUGGAUGGCGGUCCAGAUGGUCUACGCAUUGCUCGCUUGGUGUUCGACUGUGCUUGCCUGCACCUUAAGCCUGGUGGCAAAUUAUGGUUGGAAUUGGGCAGUGAUCAUCCUCCAUUGGUAAAGACUAUUAUAAAUUUACAGUAUGAGGGCCGUUUACGUUUUGUUUCCAGCUUUUUGGAUCAAUAUAAACGUGAUCGUUUUGUGGAAAUUGAAAAAGUUUAAUGGAUAUUGAUGCUGUUUUGAGGGCGCUUACUUUAAUUUGUGAUAGCUGUUGUUAGAGUGUAAUGUUCAAUAGAAAUGAUAUUUAAAUUGUUUUAGUUUAAAAGUAUUUUUCUUUAGCAUUUAAGGCGCUUUAAAUAUAAAGAGGAUAAUAAAUAAAAUGUAAAUUGACGUAAUGAUUUUGAGAGAAAAAUCAUUAAGAUUUAAUCUAAUUAAA
This is a messenger RNA of Calliphora vicina (urban bluebottle blowfly), 1272 nucleotides long. It is a transcript of the gene HemK1, whose product is annotated as HemK methyltransferase 1. The transcript is spliced from 3 exons. Lineage: Eukaryota; Metazoa; Arthropoda; Insecta; Diptera; Calliphoridae. Gene Ontology annotation, biological process: protein methylation. The record is from RefSeq and is a predicted model, not a curated record. The coding region runs from base 72 to 1058 and encodes 328 amino acids. Gene Ontology annotation, molecular function: nucleic acid binding; protein methyltransferase activity. Gene Ontology annotation, cellular component: mitochondrion.